This is a messenger RNA of Didymodactylos carnosus, 1763 nucleotides long. The record is from the annotation of a GenBank genome assembly. NCBI's taxonomy places the organism in Eukaryota, Metazoa, Rotifera, Eurotatoria, Philodinida, Philodinidae.
CGAGCAGUUUUAAUUUUUUUGAUUUUCAUACAUCAUCUGAUCCAGUUUUUUACGCUGAAUCCGAAUAUGUAUAGUACAUGUUUUUCUACGUAUUCUUUUCGCACAUUAAACCACGUAAUCAUGUAACGCAGCUAUAGUACAGUCUAUUUUGAAUUUCUAAAAUGUUCUGCAGCGAAUUGGAGUAAGUUUCCAAAGAUUCUCUAUUUCAAAUAUUAAAGAAAUGAAACGAUUAUACCACACUAAAGGCUAUGUUGGUUAAUUUGAUAAUGAUGCUGGACGAAUAUAAGUAGAAAAUAAGAAGAUAAAGAAGUUUUUGAUGAGUUACUUAUCCAAAUGAAACACAUUUCGAAGUCCCAAAACGGUUUUCAUAACACUUGGCUGACGAACAACAUCUUUAGUUUAGCUUAAAUGCAUGUAAGUAAUUACUAAUAUGUGAUUUUGAAUGUAAUUAUUUAAACUAAUUCGUACUUUCAUAUUUAGUUGAAAAACUCUACUUGAAAAGAAGUUCCGUUGAGAGGUCUAUCGAAUUAAUUUUAUGUCAGUAUAACUGUUCAACUAUUUCAUCUCAAAUAGGUAUUUCUCAUUGACAAACUGACACUUGGUUUUGAAUUUUUGUUGAAUUUAUCUGUGUGCGCGUUAAAAAUUAUCCGAGCAACAUCAACCGCAUUCUGUUUUUCAUUCUUUUUUUAACAACAAUCAAUAUGAUAAAACUAGAAAAAGAUAAAAAAUCUACUCUAGAAUUACUGCGAAGAAAUGCCGAAUAUCUCGUACAAUCGGGAAAAGGAAUUUUAGCUGCUGAUGAAAGUCCCAAUUCCGUUGCGAAAUGGUUUGAUUCGAUUAAUGUUGAAAAUACAGCUGAAAAUCGUCGAAUUUAUCGUCAACUGUUAUUUACUUCUCCUGAUAUUGAAAAAUACAUAUCCGGUGCCAUUAUGCACGAAGAAACAUUUGAUCAAGGUUCUGAUAGUUCAGAACAAUUUCCCGAUUUAUUAAUAUCAGCGGGUAUCUUACCGGGAAUCAAAUUAGAUAAAGGUCUAGAAUCAAUAACAUCAAAAACUAAUGAAACAACAACACUAGGCUUCGAUGAUUUAGAAAAACGUUGUGAAUACUUUUAUAGUAGAGGAGCAAAAUUUGCAAAAUGGAGAUGCGUUUUAUGCAUGGAAACAAAUAAACCCACAGAAUUGGCUAUUUGGAAUAAUGCAAUUGUAUUAGCACGCUUUGCGACUAUUUGUCAAUCCAAAGGCUUAGUCCCAAUCGUAGAGCCUGAGGUACUGUCAGACGGAAAACAUACACUGGAACGAUGUCAACAAGUGACUGAAACUGUUUUAGCAGCAACCUUCAAAGCAUUGUCAGAUUACGAUGUUUAUUUAGAAGGUUGUUUACUGAAACCGAAUAUGGUUACUUUUGGACAAAUUAGUAAAAAACAAGGAGAAGUAGAUGUUGGUAAGAAGUUAAGAAAUUUACUAAAACAUUCUAAUAUAAAUCGAACUGUUCCACCUGCUCUACCUGGAAUUGUAUUUUUGGAUGGUGGACAAUCAGAAGACAAUGCAACAUUACAUUUGAACGAAAUGAACAAAUCAAAAUAUGCACAUAAACGACCGUGGAAAUUAACAUUUUCUUAUGGACGUGCUUUACAAGUUUCUGCGUUGAAUGCAUGGGGAGGCAAUCGAGAUAAUGAAACAUCAGCCCAACAAACUUUUCUACGUCGAGCAGCAGCAAAUGCGAAAGCGUCUACGGGCGAGUAUGAAGAAUCGACUGGUAGAUGA